Quercus robur (English oak) is the source of this 2956-nucleotide messenger RNA. RefSeq names its product mitogen-activated protein kinase kinase kinase 1-like. Gene Ontology annotation, molecular function: ATP binding; protein kinase activity. The record is from RefSeq and is a predicted model, not a curated record. The transcript has 8 exons. Bases 186 to 1871 code for a protein of 561 amino acids. NCBI's taxonomy places the organism in Eukaryota, Viridiplantae, Streptophyta, Magnoliopsida, Fagales, Fagaceae. Gene Ontology annotation, biological process: protein phosphorylation.
CGUAUGAAUUCGUCCGCGUAAUAGUAGAGCCUUCAGCGCUCGCAAACAAAGACCAAUCUUAGUCAAGUCAUGCCGACGCUUUUAAAAUCUCUAUCCCUUUCUCUCCUCUCUCUAUCUCCUUCGUCGUAGCAAGUAGCAACUCGCAACUUGCAAGCAAGUUAGCAAAUAUAGGCAAACCGAUUGAAAUGGACGCAAAGCAAAAGCGAAACUCGAGGCCGAAGCUCGAUCGCCGGAACGCCUUAAAGAACGUCGAAUACAACGCUUCGCCCACCACCUCUUCUUCUUUACAUCCUUCUUCCUCGUUCCACGUCGCCGCCUCCGCCGACGACGACGACAACGACGACUUGUUGCCUGUAGGCGGCCCUCGAAGUCGCUCGCUCGACCUUCCUCCGUCUUUUCACAACCAAAAGAGCUUCAGAAUCAAAGGCACAGACGGCGAAUUCGACCUCAUUUGUCGCUCUUUGGGCCUUUCCGGGAUCGACGACUUCUCCAUCCCCACCGCCGAUUGGGAAGCCCACCGCUCCAACUCCGACCUCGCCACUCGCCUCCGCAACAAUCUCGCUUCUUCUACUUCUGCUCCUGCUCCUUCGCGGCUCAAACCGGCUCAACCGGAAAAGCUCGAUGAAGUUAGGGUUAGGGUGGGUUCUGUCACUGCGGGACCUAGUCAAGGAAUCAAAGGUACUCGGCCGCCGGUUCUCGCUCCGCCGCCUGUGGCGGGGCGGUCGGUGGCGUAUGAUUACACCUCUACUUGGGAUCUUUUGAAGUCCUUUGCUCCACUUGAAGACGAAGUCGUAGCUCCUAACCCUACGCGUUUGGGAGGAUACGCUGAAACGACAAGCUCUUCUUCUCCUUCUUCUGCGGCUUCUUCGGAAGAAGAGGAUAAGAAGCAGAACGAAGUUCCUUUGGAAUCAACAUCGAAUCGUAAUGAGAAUGAGACUGAGAACGAGAACGAGAACGAGGUCGAGAAUGAUAUCGGGAUUGUUCGCGCAACGAAUGUGAUUCCGGUGUAUAGUUUUUCGCCGAGAGGGAAAUUGAGACGGAGUAUUAGUUCGUGGCAAAAGGGUGAGCUUCUUGGAAGUGGCUCUUUCGGAACCGUCUAUGAGGGCUACACUGAGGAUGGCUACUUUUUUGCUGUAAAGGAGGUUUCAUUGCUGGAUCAAGGAAGCCAGGGCAAGCAGAACAUUUCCUACCUUGAGCAGGAGAUUUCACUUUUAAAGCAAUUUGAACAUGAUAAUAUAGUUCAGUAUCUUGGCACAGAAAAGGAUGAAAGUAGAAUUUAUAUCUUCCUUGAGCUCGUAACAAAAGGGUCACUUGCCAGUCUUUAUCAAAAGUAUCGCUUGAGGGAUUCUCAAGUCUCUGCUUACACAAGACAGAUUUUGAAUGGAUUGAAGUAUCUUCAUGAUAAGAAAGUGAUCCACAGGGACAUCAAAUGUUCUAAUAUAUUGGUGGAUGCAAGUGGAUCUGUAAAACUUGCAGAUUUUGGGUUAGCAAAGGUAACCAAAUUGAAUGAUAUUAAGUCUUGCAAAGGGACUCCAUUCUGGAUGGCACCUGAGGUUGUUAAUUUAAAGAACCGUUUCUACGGGCUUGCAGCUGAUAUAUGGAGCCUUGGAUGUACUGUGCUGGAGAUGUUAACGCGUCAACAUCCAUACUCUCACUUGGAAGGCAUGCAAGCAUUGUUUAUGAUUGGCAAGGGUAAACCUCCUCUAGUUCCUGAUUCCUUGUCAAGAGAUGCCCGAGAUUUCAUCCUCCAAUGCCUACAAGUUAACCCAAAUGAUCGGCCUACAGCAACUCAGCUAUUGGAUCAUCCAUUUGUGACUAGACCUCAAAAUUCCUUUGGACCUGCUUCUCCUCACAACAGCAUACAGUUAUAAAAGCUUAUGAACAAUCUUUGAUGUUUGUAUGUAUGUUUUGGUAAGCAAGUACCACUGAUCCCGCCACUCACUGCAGUUCUUAUGUACAUAAAGAAAUACAUGUCACAUGGAUUUUGUGAUUACGGAAAUUUCAGAAAAAGUUGUUGAAGAUGUUUGUAGAAUAUUCACUGAGGCUUGGUUCUACACUCUUUAGCUUCUUAUAUCUCCAAUCACUCAAACUAAAGGGAUUGGUUUUUAAGGUGUGGUGAAUUGUGACCUGAAGCGUAUUUUCAAAUAGAUCAAGGUAGUUUACCAACUCACCUCAUUUGCAGUGUUGUGAAAGAUUGGAAGAGCUACCUGAUGCUGCCAUGUGGCUGAGUAUUAUGGUGACCCAUGAACUGGAGACACUAAGGUCAGGGAGGAGAUUAACCCUUUUAAUAUUGAUUUUGGACUUAGAAUUCUUGUGAAUUGCUUUAUCUGCAUCCUCCAGCACGAACAUGUCAUAACCAGUUCGUUCAUGAACCGGUUGGUUCUCAUGCUACUGCCAGUAAUUUGCUUUUCAAGAAAGCUUCGAUAAUGAUGUGAUUAUUCAGUUGCCUUAUGGUCUUCGGUAGGAUCAUUCCCUGGAGUUUUGAUGUUUUGUCCUAGUUUUGCACCAAACUAAAUGUGGCAAGGCAUGUUGAUAGUAGCCUGCUAAUUACUGAAUAUUUGUGAGGCACAUAGCUGCUGGUUCUAUUCACGCCAGGCAUGUGGUUGUUACUGUAUUUGCCUCUGGACAAAAUCUUCAUAUCAAGGAGCAACUUGGUGAACAUCAAUUUAGUCAGGUAUUUGAUAAUUUUGAGUGUAUGAUUGUUUGGUGUGUAAUAUGCUAGCAUCAUACAAUCACCAAUGUCUCUAAAAUAUUAUCAUGUUAUUUGUAUGUUAACUUUUUUACCUUUUUUGUUUAUUUUGUUGUGUUUUUUUUUUUUUUUUUGGUUUGUUUGUGAAACACUGAGGGGAUUAGGGGAUUUUGUCUGUAUGAUUAGUUGUAAAUUUAGUCUGAUGUAUGUAAUUGUUUGGAAAAGAGAAUUUUUUCCCAAUGAAAUGUAUAUAUUCUGGUUUUUUGU